Messenger RNA from Serinus canaria (Common canary), 3486 nucleotides. It is a transcript of the gene EPHA6, whose product is annotated as EPH receptor A6. Gene Ontology annotation, molecular function: protein binding; transmembrane-ephrin receptor activity; ATP binding. Gene Ontology annotation, biological process: protein phosphorylation; axon guidance; cell surface receptor protein tyrosine kinase signaling pathway. The record is from RefSeq and is a predicted model, not a curated record. Lineage: Eukaryota; Metazoa; Chordata; Aves; Passeriformes; Fringillidae. The coding region runs from base 1 to 3156 and encodes 1051 amino acids. The transcript has 19 exons. Gene Ontology annotation, cellular component: neuron projection; plasma membrane.
AUGGGGUGUGGUGAGGCGAGGGCACUGCUCUGGAGAGUCGGCCUCCUCAUCCCCCUGCUGACAGCGCGCCCCGCCGCCGCCGGGCACGUCGCCAGCAACCACGUUGUGUUACUUGAUACUACAACUGCCCUGGGAGAACUAGGAUGGAAAACAUUUCCCUUAAAUGGGUGGGAUGCCAUAACUGAAAUGGAUGAACACAACCGUCCCAUCCACACUUACCAGGUGUGCAACGUGAUGGAGCCCAACCAGAACAACUGGCUGCAAACCAACUGGGUCUCCCGCGACGCCGCGCAGAAGAUCUACGUGGAGAUGAAGUUCACCCUGAGGGACUGCAACAGCAUUCCCUGGGUGCUGGGGACCUGCAAGGAAACGUUCAAUCUCUACUACAUGGAGUCAGAUGAGCCUCAUGGAGUAAAAUUCAAGCCAAACCAGUACACCAAAAUUGAUACCAUAGCUGCUGAUGAGAGCUUCACCCAGAUGGACUUGGGCGACCGCAUCCUCAAGCUCAACACGGAAGUGCGUGAAGUUGGGCCCAUCAACAAGAAGGGAUUUUAUCUGGCUUUCCAGGACAUUGGAGCGUGCAUUGCUUUGGUGUCAGUCCGUGUCUAUUACAAGAAAUGCCCUUUCACGGUCCGUAAUUUGGCCAUGUUUCCUGACACCAUUCCAAGGGUGGAUUCUUCCUCGCUGGUGGAAGUACGGGGCUCCUGUGUGAAGAGCGCUGAGGAACGGGACACCCCAAAGUUGUAUUGUGGGGCAGAUGGGGAUUGGCUGGUGCCUCUGGGACGAUGCAUCUGCAGUGUGGGAUAUGAAGAGCUGGAGGGUUCCUGUCAUGCUUGCAGGCCUGGAUUCUAUAAAGCAUUUGCUGGAAAUGUGAAGUGCUCCAAGUGCCCUCCACACAGCUUGACUCACAUAGAAGCAACUUCUGUCUGUCAGUGUGAGAAAGGUUAUUUCAGAGCUGAGAAGGACCCACCAACCAUGGCAUGUACCCGGCCACCUUCUGCUCCGAGGAAUGUGGUUUUUAACAUCAACGAGACAGCUCUGAUGCUGGAGUGGAGCCCCCCGAGCGACACGGGCGGGAGGAAGGAUCUCACCUACAGCGUGGUGUGCAAGAAGUGCGGCUCGGACGCCAGCCAGUGCGAGAUGUGCGGCGGGGGCAUCCGCUUCAUCCCGCGCCACACGGGGCUCACCAACUCCUCCGUCACCGUGCUCGACUUCGUGGCCCACGUCAACUACACCUUCGAGAUCGAGGCCACCAACGGCGUCUCGGAGCUCAGCUUCUCCCCCAAGCAGUUCACAGCCAUCACGGUCACCACUGACCAAGAUGCACCCACCUUGAUAGGUAUGGUAAGGAAGGACUGGGCUUCCCAAAACAGCAUUGCCCUCUCCUGGCAAGAGCCGGACUUUCCCCAUGGAGCAAUUCUGGACUACGAGAUCAAGUACUAUGAGAAAGUCUACCCACGGAUAGCGCCGGCAUUUUGGCACUACCUGCGGGUAGAAGAGCAUGAGCAGCUCAGCUAUUCCUCCACAAGGUCCAAGGCUCCAAGUGUUAUCAUCACAGGUCUCAAGCCAGCCACCAAGUACAUAUUUCAUAUCAGAGUCAGGACGGCAGCAGGAUACAGCGGCUAUAGCCAGAAGUUUGAAUUUGAAACUGGAGAUGAAACUUCUGAUAUGGCUGCAGAGCAGGGACAGAUUCUUGUCAUUGCCACUGCUGCUGUGGGUGGAUUCACUCUGCUGGUCAUCCUCACUUUGUUCUUCCUCAUCACUGGCAGAUGCCAGUGGUACAUAAAGGCCAAAAUGAAAUCUGAGGAGAAAAGAAGGGCUCAUUUGCAAAAUGGACACUUACAUUUCCCAGGACUCAAAACAUACAUAGAUCCAGACACUUAUGAAGAUCCAUCUCUUGCUGUCCAUGAGUUUGCCAAGGAGAUUGAUCCUUCAAGAAUUCGUAUUGAAAGAGUCAUUGGGGCAGGGGAGUUUGGGGAGGUUUGCAGUGGACGUCUGAAGACACCAGGAAAAAGAGAGAUCCCUGUUGCCAUAAAAACUCUGAAGGGUGGCUAUAUGGACAGGCAGAGGAGAGAUUUCCUGAGGGAGGCGAGUAUUAUGGGACAGUUUGAUCACCCAAAUAUCAUUCGCCUGGAAGGAGUUGUUACAAAAAGAUCCUUUCCGACCAUUGGGGUGAAGUCUCUUUCCAGAUUCCUGAGGGCGGGAUUUUUAAAUGGCAUCCUGGCCUCACAUCCAGUGGCAGGGGGUGGAUCUUUACCCCCCAGCAUUUCCUCUGGCAGACCAGUGAUGAUUGUAGUUGAAUACAUGGAGAACGGAUCCCUUGACUCCUUCCUGCGGAAGCACGACGGGCACUUCACGGUGAUCCAGCUGGUGGGAAUGCUGCGGGGCAUUGCCUCUGGCAUGAAGUACCUGUCGGACAUGGGCUACGUGCACCGGGACCUGGCGGCGCGCAACAUCCUCGUCAACAGCAACCUCAUGUGCAAGGUCUCAGACUUCGGCCUCUCACGGGUGCUGGAGGAUGACCCCGAAGCUGCCUACACCACAAGUGGUGGGAAGAUCCCCAUCAGGUGGACUGCUCCGGAAGCCAUCGCUUACCGCAAGUUCUCCUCUGCCAGCGAUGCCUGGAGCUACGGAAUUGUCAUGUGGGAGGUGAUGUCCUAUGGAGAGAGGCCCUACUGGGAGAUGUCCAACCAGGAUGUUAUACUGUCCAUUGAAGAGGGCUACAGGCUUCCAGCUCCCAUGGGCUGCCCAGCUUCCCUUCACCAGCUCAUGCUUCACUGCUGGCAGAAGGAGAGGAACCACCGUCCCAAAUUCAGUGACAUUGUCAGCUUCCUGGACAAGCUGAUCCGCAACCCCAGCACCCUUCACACCCUAGUGGAGGAUGUCCUUGUAAUGCCAGAUUCACCUGGUGAAGUUCCAGAAUAUCCUUUGUUUGUUUCAGUCAGUGACUGGCUGGAUUCCAUAAAAAUGGGUCAGUAUAAAAAUAACUUCAUGGCAGCAGGUUUCACAACUUUGGAUAUGGUUUCAAGAAUGAAUAUUGAUGACAUUAGAAGAAUUGGAGUUGCACUCAUUGGACACCAGAGACGAAUAGUCAGCAGUUUACAGACUUUGCGGUUACACAUGAUGCACAUACAGGAGAAAGGAUUUCAUGUAUGAAAGUAAUAGAAGCAACUGUGUUUUGUGCCUCAGCAUUUCUAAAAUGGAAAAAUAUUCUCAUUCUUCCCUCCUGCUCUUCCCAACUUCAAGAACUGCAGUCUCCAGUUCAGACUAUACAAGUACUUCUAUGUUAAUGCUUCCAAACCGGAAUUUUUAAUCACACUGCACAGCUCCUCCACCAGUUCUCUGCCGAUAAAAUCCUGGCCUACUGCAAGACUCUUGCUACACAUUGAUGAAUAACUCAGCAUGGAUGUGUAACUUUGUAUUACAGUAUUUGGGAAACUUUCAUGGACUUACUUGAAAGUAGUAAUCUAUUUGGCCUGGUGUGGC